UGUUAAGCAGGCGGAUUGUUUCCCCAUCGAACGUUCCUGGGCACCUGGACACUGGACUGUCUGGCCCGGGGUCUGUAAUAUUUUACUACUGCCUCAAUCUCUUGCAAGAUCAGUUAGAAAAAGACUGCAUGAGUCGCAACGAAAAUAAAGAUGAUGAAAAUAAAUAGAUAAAAAAGAAAAGGGAAAUUAGCCUCUCAGAAUCUGAGAGAAACUAAAACAAGCUUUAAGCUGACCCACCGCUGACUACUUUUUUCUUCAGAACUUUACUAAUUAAAGCUCUGCUUCUCUUUUGCUUGCUGCUCCUCUUCUUCUCUAUGGUGGGAGAUCGAACCUAACGAUGGAGCCGGAAAUUGUUGGGUUCAGGUUCCACCCUACUCCUCAAGAGUUCAUUAAUUCUCAUCUGAAGCGGAAGCUUCAGAUGAUCCAUGACGAGGAUCGGUGUGUGAUUCCAGAUUUGGAUAUCUAUGGAUAUGAUCCCAGGGACUUGCGUGCCGUGUACAACAAAAAAUCGUGCAGAAGAUCCACCAGCUCGGACAGUUUCUUCUUCUGUCCUCAGAACCACAUGAAUACUAAUUCUGGCAAUUCCAAGAGCUGCAAUCGUGGCAGGAAGGCCGGAAGUGGAUACUGGAAAGAGACCAGUAAGAAACGGGACAUAGAGGACGAGGAGACCGGACAGGUUAUUGGGACCAAAAGGAUCUUCUCCUUUUACUAUGGAAACCAGAAAAAUGCCCGCAAGACCGAAUGGGCCAUGCACGAAUACCACCUAAAUGCAGCAAUUGCAGACAACACCAUCCCAGACCCGACCGCAUUUGUUUUAUGUCACAUAAAGAAGAAGAAGCAUUACAAGAUGGCCUACUCUAGGAAGCAGCAAAGCAAGUCGGAUGAUUCUCCUGCUGAUUUGAGUGCUAGCACUGUUACUCAUGGAGUGACUAAAGGGAUUGAAACGAGAGAAACAAAUUCAGAGCUGCAGCUAUCCCCAUUGAUUAAGGAAGGACUGCAGUUGCAGGACGUGCCAGAGCAAUCGCCGAUCAUUAUCAGUCCUCCCAACGGCAAACUCGAUGACGCAAGUAAUAUUAUUAUGCUUAGUGAUCUCGCAACACCACAAGAUGCUGCUUGUUAUGGAGAAGCGACCAUGUUGUCAGGAUCUCCAGCAACAGCAAUCCGGAGCCCUGGCUGCUCAGAUUAUAUGACGCCAGAAGCAUGGUGGAGCCAAGGGAUUCCCGCACCUAAUGAUGCCGAUGGUGGUCUUUCUCUUGAUGAACUCUUGGACGGGAAUUGAUUUGGACGAGCAUGGAUAUGGUCUUUUAAAUCCGCCCAUCUAUUGUGGUGUUUGAGAAGAGAGUGAUCAUAUUAUAUGAUUUAUAACGUGUGUUUAUCUAUCUGAUUAUGUGCUGGAUGUUUAAUUACAGUGUGCAUUGAACUCUUGGUUUUAACUAAUUAUGUAUGUUAUGAAUUAUGCUAGAUUUGAUUGUGAUCUUGAGCCAGUUGAUAGCAGCAGCAAGCUGUUGCUUAAAGACA
Molecule: messenger RNA, 1518 nt
Organism: Punica granatum (pomegranate)
Lineage: Eukaryota; Viridiplantae; Streptophyta; Magnoliopsida; Myrtales; Lythraceae
Source: RefSeq, a predicted model, not a curated record